GUAACGUUUCUCAAUCCAAAUACUCAUUCAAAGAAAAACACAAAGUAACAAAAGAAGAAAGAUUUCAUUAUAGGAAAAAAAAGAAAUCUUAGUUUUGAAUCUCCAUUUUUCUAUGCUUUUUAUCCCUUAUCCAUGGAUGAAAUGCAUUAAAGGUGUGAGACUUUGUUAAACUUAAUGGCUAAUAAAGUAGCCAUUAUAUGUUGAAUAUCUAUCUAUUGCAUCUACUUUGAUAAUCAACAAUGAAAUUUUACACAUUUUUGGUUAUCAUAACCACAUUUUGUUCCCUCUUAAGCAAGGUAUAUUCAUUAACAAAUGUUACCAAUUCUUAUUCUUUUGUUUUGUCUUGUGGAGCUACAAGUAAUGCCACAGAUGCAGAUGGAAGGAUUUGGAGUCCAGAUUCUACAUAUUUCCCUUCAUCUUCUGGUAAUUCAAUCACAUCUAAAGCUAAAUAUCAAGACCCUUCAUUGAUUUCUGAUAUUCCUUAUAUGACUGCUAGAAUUUUCAAGAAUCAAACCACUUAUUCCUUCCCUGUUUCUCCGAAAUCUCGCCAUUGGAUUAGACUUCAUUUUUAUCCUUCUUCCUAUGACAAUUUCAAUUGUUCCAGUUCAUUCUUUUCUGUAAAUAUUGCCGGUUUUACUCUUCUAAACAACUUUAGUGCUUCAAUCACAGCACAAGCACUAACACAGGCUUAUAUCAUAAGAGAAUUCACUCUUGUACCUCUCCAAACUUCUACACUUAACAUAACAUUUACCCCUUCUUCCGCGUAUAAUGACUCAUUUGCGUUUAUCAAUGGGAUUGAGAUUGUUUCAAUGCCUGAAAUAUUUGAACCCGCGCCUAUGGUGGGGUUCUCAGAUCAGACUACGGAAACACAAGCUUCUUCUAUGCAAACUAUGUUCAGGUUAAAUGUUGGUGGACAGUAUAUUCCAGCUAAUAAUGACUCGGGCUUAGGGAGAAUAUGGUAUGAUGACGCGCCAUAUUUGUUUGGCGCAUCUUUUGGUAUCACGUCUGCAGCUAAUAAUAGUAUGAAAAUUUCAUAUCCUUCUAAUUUGCCUAAUUACAUUGCUCCAGAGGAUGUUUAUAGGACAGCACGAACGAUGGGGCCAAAUGCUGAUGUUAAUAGGAAUUAUAAUCUGACUUGGAUCUUCCAAGUUGAUACAAAUUUUACUUAUCUUGUGAGGUUACAUUUCUGUGAUUUUCAAAUGAAAAGGAUGAAUCAGAGGGUGUUUAAGGUAUUUCUUAAUAAUCAGACUGCUUUAGAAGAAGCUGAUGUGGUUGGGUGGUCUUCUGCUCAAAAUGUGCCAGCAUACAAGGACUUUGUAAUAUAUCAAACUGGUGAUGAUGAUAUGUGGGUAGCUUUACAUCCUACUGAUGAGACGAAGGCCCAGUUUUAUGAUGCAAUCCUCAAUGGAUUAGAGAUUUUUAAGAUCAACGAUACAAAGGGGAAUUUGGCAGGGCCUAAUCCUGUGCCAUCACCACCCCUAGCAGCUGCAGACACUGAUUCUCAGUCAAAACCAGCAUUUGCAUCAAACAAAACUAGUAAGAAAGGCAUAAUAGUUGGUUCGGUGGCAGGAAUGACAGCUGGACUUAGUAUCGUUGUUGUUGUACUUGCUUGUGUCAAGCGAAGGAAGAAUAUAAACAAUGGAGGGAAUAAGUCUAACAGAGGUGGUAGGUUACCUAUUUAUAGUUCUAGGAGUACAGAAACUAGAACAACUAUCUCAGGUAAAAGCAGUGGCAGUAGUCACAUUUCCAACAUUGGUGGAGGCCUUUGUAGGUACUUCACCUUAGCUGAGAUAAAACAAGGUACAAAGAAUUUUGACGAGUCACGAGUUAUUGGAGUUGGAGGAUUUGGUAAAGUAUAUAGAGGAGAGAUUGAUGGAGGGACUAUGGUUGCUAUUAAGAGAGCAAACCCUUCUUCUGAACAAGGUCUUCAUGAGUUCCAAACUGAGAUAGAAUUGCUUUCAAAACUUAGACAUAGACAUUUAGUCUCACUGAUUGGGGCUUGUGAAGAGAAUGAUGAGAUGAUAUUAGUCUAUGAUUACAUGGCUAACGGGACAUUGAGAGAGCACCUUUACAAGCACAACAAGCCACCUUUGUCAUGGAAGCAAAGGUUGGAUAUUUGUAUUGGUGCAGCCAGAGGUCUUCACUAUCUUCACACUGGUGCAAGGUACACUAUCAUCCAUAGGGAUGUGAAAACUACAAACAUUUUGGUGGAUGACAAGUGGGUGGCGAAAGUUUCUGAUUUCGGGCUUUCGCAAACCGGACCUAAUCUCCAACAAACUCAUGUUAGUACAAUGGUGAAAGGAAGUUUUGGAUACUUGGAUCCAGAGUAUUUCAGAAGACAGCAACUGACAGAAAAGUCUGAUGUCUACUCUUUUGGGGUUGUCCUAUUUGAAGUGUUGUCUGGAAGGCCAGCUCUAAAUGCUAGUCUUCCAAAGGAACAAGUCAGUCUAGCAGAUUGGGCAUUACACUGCCAUAGGAAAAAUACUACCAAGGAACUUAUGGAUCCACAUAUUAAAGGGGAGAUUAUAGAAGAAUGUCUGAAGCAAUUCAUCGAUACAGCAGUGAGUUGUUUGUCUGAUCACGGAACUGAUCGUCCUUCAAUGGGUUCAGUGCUGUGGAAUCUUGAGUACUGCCUUCAGUUGCAAAGUGAUCCCGAUGAACCAAAAAUGGUGGCGGAACAGAAAGCUAAUGAUGCCUAUGCUAUGCAUAAAGAGUUGUUAACGGUUGCAGAAGAAGGUAAGGAGUCAGCAGAGGACAGCACGGACACUGUCUUCUCACAAAUUGUAAAUCCACAAGGUAGAUAGUUGCUUAGUUCUACCGUUGUGCUUUUGUUUUUGUUUAGAUGUUUCCUGUCAAUACUAGCAAUUAUGAAGAGAGUUUAUAAUUGACCAUGAAGCUUGCUUAGCUUGUACAGCACCUUCAUUUCCAACAGGUAGGUUGGGUGUUCGAGUCAUGUGGAUGGUACAUGGAAGUACUAAUAAUCCUCCUAGACUGGGGGUGGAAAAAAAAUACACUUGUAGCUUGUACCUCUGUUAUUCUUAGUGCCUUCAUUAUUGCUUCCCUGCGAGUGAAGCAUGUUCAAUGUUAUAGCUGCACUGCUUAUGGUUAGCACAAGUCUUAUUUUCUAA
This is a messenger RNA of Solanum pennellii, 3128 nucleotides long. RefSeq names its product receptor-like protein kinase ANXUR1. Gene Ontology annotation, biological process: protein phosphorylation. The record is from RefSeq and is a predicted model, not a curated record. Bases 240 to 2804 code for a protein of 854 amino acids. Gene Ontology annotation, molecular function: protein kinase activity; ATP binding. The transcript has a single exon. NCBI's taxonomy places the organism in Eukaryota, Viridiplantae, Streptophyta, Magnoliopsida, Solanales, Solanaceae.